UGUUCGCAAGGCCGGUUCCUCCGAUUUGGAGCGCAGUUCGUUCCGCAGGCAGCGAUUUGUGGGGGGGGAAGCUUGGACCGACCGCCACCAACCAAAGACAAAGAUCCCCCGUGUAGCCUUAACAGACUGUCGGGGCAAGUACUGUUAGCGAGUACCUAUGAAGGCACACGACGGGGUGGUUGGCCAGCACCACGCCCGGCCGCCUUUGUCUCCCCAGCGGUGAUGUUUACACACCGCACACAAGAUACUCAUUCGAGGCUGAGUCGACCUAAGGUGAGGCCCAGGACCGCUUUGGAUAAUCACCACCGGUGUUGACCGUGAACGGGAAUCGAACCCCGGGUGGCCGGGGUAUUCAAUUUGGCGCAGCGUAGCGCCAACCACUGCGCCACCGCUCCCCGGCACCACCAGCACCGCGGCGGCGGAUUCCAGCAGCCGCGGGGGGCGCACGCCGAGAGCACCACCGCUGCUGCUGCUGCUGCGUGGGCGGCCCGUGGCGGCCCACGCGGCCGCGUGCAGGGGCCACGCCGCCUGAUGCGAGAGCUCCCGAAGAGACGGAGAGCGACGGAGCGAGAGAGACAGAGGGGGUGGGGGGGGGGCUGAACUCCUCGUCUCGUCCGGCACCAGUAGCAGCAGCGGCAGUAACAGCAUGCGUCCGCCUGCUGCUCGACGGAGUCAAGAGUUUACUGCUACCUAGUAGACAGUGGAGGCAGCGAGAGAGGGGGGAGGGAGAGCCUUCGAAAACAUCGCGGGUGUCUGCCGCCUCUGUCUGACGGCGAGCAUGGCUAAGAAUUGUGACGUGAAGCUGGCUGUGAUGGGGAGAGCUGGCGUCGGAAAGUCCGCGUUGGUGGUGCGGUUUCUAACGAAGAGAUUUAUCUGGGAAUAUGAUCCUACACUGGAGUCCACCUACCGACACCAAGCAAUAAUUGAUGAGGAACCAGUGACCAUGGAGAUCCUGGACACGGCUGGGCAGGAUGAUUCUGGCCAGAGGGAAGGCUACGUGCGCUGGGGGGACACCUUCCUGCUGGUCUACGAUACCACGGACAGAUGCAGCUUCGACGAGAUUGCCCAGAUUAAGGCUCAGAUUGAUGAAAUCAAGAAGCCACAGGUUGUGCACACAGUGCUCCUGGGAAACAAGAUCGACUUGGAUCAUGCACGACAGGUGAGCGUGGAGGAUGGCGAGCGCCUGGCAGUGGAGCUCGGCUGCGCCUUCUUCGAGUGCUCGGCGUGCAACGGCGACGGCUGCAUCAGCGACGCCUUCUACGACGUCUGCCGCGAGAAGCUCCGGCAGCGCGCGGCGCAGGGCAAGGCGCGUCGUCGCAGCUCCACCACCCACGUUAAGCAAGCCUUCAACAAGAUGCUCACCAAGAUCAGCAGCUAAGCCGGGGGCUCCCGCCGCCGCGGGCCUUGUCGGCAAUCGGCAUCCGUGUCCGUGGGGUGUGCCGGAGUCGAUGGUUGACCGAGAUCUGGAACCGUGGUGUUGAACUGGAAUGUGCGUGUGUGGAGCUUCUUUUGCACCGUACGUUGCCAACCGUGCUUAUCGGAGGUGCGGGAGAUAAUCGGCAGGUGCGGGGGAUAAUCGGUAGGUGCGGGAGAUAAUCGGUAGGUGCGGGAGCUGAAUUAGAGGAUACCACACGGUGUUGAUAUUCCUGGUUGGGCCACCACCGAGGAAGCGGUGGUGGCCCAACCAGCGUCAUCCCAUAUGCACUGGAGCAUCGCUUUGGCAUGCAUUCCGCAGCAGCUAAUGCUGCAAAUUCCUUCAAUGAGAAAUGGCAUUAAAAAAAAAACUGUAAUAAUUGUAUUUAUUUAAGGAGAGCUUUUAUGAAUGAACAUUAUAGUAAGUAUAAUUGUAUUGUUACUGUUAUAUGUCAGUUUAACUGGUAAUUUGAUCAUUACAAAUAUAUAUUCCUUAUGGCACAGCGUUUAAACUCUUAAAAAUAAUUCAAAUUAUUUUUUGAAUAAGCUGAAAUAGUCGAAGUGUUUUACUUGGGGAGCUUCUAGGGGGUUGGGCCUAUUUCUGGACGACAGUUGCUUAGAUUAUUUACCAAGAACGGUACAAUUCCAGAAACGUGUAAUGUACUCAGAAAUUAACACCUAGCAUUGUUUAAAAGGGGUAUUUGGUGGAAACAAAGAAUUGUGAAUGCUUAUAUUCAAAACGUGCAUUAUUCAAUAAAGCAACAUUCAUUUUUA
Messenger RNA from Lethenteron reissneri (Far Eastern brook lamprey), 2187 nucleotides. RefSeq names its product RAS like estrogen regulated growth inhibitor (gene RERG). The record is from RefSeq and is a predicted model, not a curated record. Lineage: Eukaryota; Metazoa; Chordata; Hyperoartia; Petromyzontiformes; Petromyzontidae. Gene Ontology annotation, molecular function: GTPase activity; GTP binding.